Messenger RNA from Entamoeba histolytica HM-1:IMSS, 732 nucleotides. RefSeq lists its product as uncharacterized. The coding region runs from base 1 to 732 and encodes 243 amino acids. The record is from RefSeq and is a predicted model, not a curated record. The transcript has a single exon. Lineage: Eukaryota; Evosea; Mastigamoebida; Endamoebidae.
AUGAGUUAUGUUUCAAGAGAACGAGAGACAGAAGAAGUUAUGAAAAGACAACAACAAGAAAUAGAAGAAAAAGAGAAACUUCUUAAACAACAAGAACAAGCAUUUGAAGAAGAGAAAAGAGCUAUGAAUUGUAAUCUCCAAGAGCAGAUGGAACAACAGAAAAUAGAACAUCAAAGGGAAUUAGAAAGGAUGAAACAAGAGCAAGAAAAUAUGAGAUUAGAACAAGAACAAUUAAGACAAGCACAACUAAAAGAAUUGGAAGAACAAAAACAACAAAUGAUGAAAGAACAACAACAAAUGAAAGAACAACAAGAACAAGAGAAAUUAAGAAUGCAACAAGAAUUAGAACACAAUCAAAAAAUGAUGGAGGAACAAAAACGAAGAAUGAUGGAAGAACAAGCAAGAAUCAAACAAGAAAGUCAAUGUCCACCAAUGCAAGGAUUUCCACAACAACCACCAAUGCAAGGAUUUCCACAACAACCACCAAUGCAAGGAUUUCCACAAGAAAAUCAAUAUCCACCAAUACAUGAAAAUCCACCACAAGCACCAAUUGGACAAGGAAAUGUUUGUUAUGUAGAAUUUGGAGGACCUGUUCCACCACAAGCACCUAUGGGAAUAGGAAACAAUGGAUAUAUGGGAUUUGGAGCAGUCGAACCAAUGGGAGGAAAUAUUUAUCCACCUGGACAUCCAUUAUAUGGAGUUAACACAACAACAAGUUAUCCAUAUUACUAA